This is a messenger RNA of Dermatophagoides pteronyssinus (European house dust mite), 1174 nucleotides long. Its product is annotated as proteasome subunit alpha type-1-like. Gene Ontology annotation, biological process: ubiquitin-dependent protein catabolic process. Lineage: Eukaryota; Metazoa; Arthropoda; Arachnida; Sarcoptiformes; Pyroglyphidae. Gene Ontology annotation, cellular component: proteasome core complex, alpha-subunit complex; proteasome core complex. The record is from RefSeq and is a predicted model, not a curated record.
AAAAAAUUUUUCUGCAUUGUCACGCUGAUUCAGCUGAUGUGUUUUUUGAGUGUUUGUUCAUUCUGUUUUGUGAAUUUGGAUUUUUCUUGCCGGUUUUUUGUUUUUGAUUUUGUUUCUUUCUUUCUCUCUUUCUUGUUCCAGAAUUUUGUCCCGAUUUUCUUUGUUUAAUUAAACUGUUGUCAUUCAUUCAUUCAUUCAUUCAAUCAAUUUGUUAUCAUCGAUCUGAUAAACUGAAACCAAAACAAUAAAAAAAAAAACAAAGAAAAAAAUGUUUCGUAAUCAAUAUGAUAAUGAUGUUACAACAUGGUCACCACAAGGCCGAUUACAUCAGGUUGAAUAUGCUAUGGAAGCUGUUAAACAAGGAUCAACAGCAAUUGGUUUGAAAAAUCGUGAAUUUGCUAUAUUGGUCGCAUUGAAACGUACAUCACAUGAAUUAUCAUCGUAUCAGAAAAAAUUGAUUCAAGUUGAUGAUCAUAUUGGUGUUGCUAUUGCUGGUCUUACUGCUGAUGGUCGUAUAUUAACACGUUAUAUGCGUAAUGAAUGUCUUAAUGAACGUUUUACACAUGAACAACCAUUAUUAUUGAAUCGUUUAAUGACCGAUAUGGGUUUAAAAAUGCAAACCUGUACACAACGUUAUGAUCGUCGUCCAUAUGGUGUUGGUUUAAUUGUUGGUGGUUAUGAUAAAACUGGUCCACAUAUUUAUCAAACAUGUCCAUCGGCAAAUUAUUUUGAUUGUAAAUCAAUGGCAAUUGGUUCACGUUCACAAUCGGCUCGUACUUAUUUGGAAAAACAUAUGGAUAAAUUUAAUGAUUGUCAACGUGAUGAAUUAGUUAAACAUGGUUUACUUGCAUUACGUGAAUGUUUACCAAAUGAUACACAAUUAACAUCACAAAAUGUUAGUAUCGGUAUUGUUGGUAAAGAUUUUCCAUUUCGUAUAUUUGAAGAUGAAAAAGUGGAACAAUUUUUAUCACCAUUAACUGAUGCAGAAAAACGUGGCCGUUCAACACAAUCGGCUACAACACAGCCACCAUCUGUAAGUAGAGAUGCUGCAAUGGAUAUUGAUGAACAACAACCACCACCAGGACCAGCCGAUCCAAGUGUUGAACAACGUCCACCUGGACCACAAUAAAUAAAUAAAUGUUUUUUUUUUCGUUUGUUUACUGAAUUUCUGGAA